AUGGGGUUCUUAUCAGGGAAUUCUAAUUGGCUAACUGGCUCAGCUGCUGAUCCCCUGUUAGCUGAUGCCUCAAGAUCAGAGAACGGGAAGCAGCCAGCAAGAGCCGUGAGCCAUGGCGUAGUGUCAACAGACAAGAUGGCUGCUGCUGAUAGGAUGUACUCUCAGACCUUUGGCUUCUCUUCUCCUGGGCCACUCUCGAACCCACAAACGUUUUUUGGCAGCACAUUUUGCCACAGUCCGACAAUUUCUGGCCGGCAUGAUGGUUUGCCUUCCCACCCCUCGGCAGCCCAUCGUGCCUCCCCACCCCAUGGUGGCCCAACCCGCCUCCCCAUCGUCCCACCCUUCGGCAGCCCAUCCUGCCUCCCCACUAUCCUACCCCUCGGCAGCCCAUACUACCUCCCAACCCCUCCGCGGCGGCCCAACCUGCCUCCCCACUGUCCCACCCCUGAGCAGCCCAUCCUACCUUCCCAGUGUCCCACCCCUCGGUGGCCCAUCCUACCUCCCAACCCCCCAUGGCAGCCCAACCCGCCUCACCACCAUCCCACCCCAUGGCGGUCCAACCCGCCUCCCCACCGUCCCACCCCUCGGCGGCCCAACCCGCCUUCCCACAGUCCAACCCCUCAGUGGUCCAACCCGCCUCCCCACUGUUACACCCCAUGGUGGCCCAACCCGCCUCCUCACUGUCCAACCCCUCAAAAGUGGAUGAAGACUAGAGCCUGCAUUGCUGAUUGCUCCUUCCUUGCUCUCUUCGAAUCUAGAGAUUCUCUUCGAUGCGAUGGCGCGGACAGAUACGAGGGACAGUUAGAUGGAUUACAGCAAUGUUGCAGCCGCGCCGCCAAGGGAACACCAUGCAGCAACAUCACAGCCCACAAGACGUUCCAGCAGAAUAGCAAACAGGAAUUCGAACAUCAACAACGGAAUUACCUAGUUGGGCUGUUGAGCGCUUCCUCCCCCAUCUGCGUCGUCAUUGAAGAGUUGUCCUAUUCAGAAGUUUACUUUGACGGAUUUUUAAAGUCAUAA
Molecule: messenger RNA, 1020 nt
Organism: Macrobrachium nipponense
Lineage: Eukaryota; Metazoa; Arthropoda; Malacostraca; Decapoda; Palaemonidae
Exons: 5
Coding region: 1-1020 (339 amino acids)
Source: RefSeq, a predicted model, not a curated record